AUGGUUCAGGGCAAGUGUGAGCUCAUCGCCCUGUGUCUGGGCAUCAUCGGUCUGAUCGGUGCGGUUUCUGUCACGGGCCUUCCCAUGUGGAAAGUGACGGCGUUCAUCGGUGAGAACAUCAUCGUGAUGGAGACGCGCUGGGAGGGUCUGUGGAUGACGUGCUUCAGACAGGCCAACAUCCACAUGCAGUGCAAAGUCUACGACUCUCUGCUGUUCCUGCCGCUGGACCUGCAGGCGGCCCGCGGGUUGACGUGUUGCGCUCUGGCGCUGUCUGGAGUCGGGCUGCUUGUGUCUCUCGUAGGCCUCCGUUGCACAUUGUGUCUCAGGGAUCAACCGCGGUCCAAAAGCCUCAUUGCAAUGGCCGCGGGGCUGAUGCAGAUCUUAGCGUCCGUGUGCGUAAUCAUCCCGGUCUCUUGGACGGCCCACACCAUCAUUAGAGACUUCUACAACCCUCUACUGAUUGACGCCCAGCGCAGGGAACUAGGAGAGGCGCUGUAUAUCGGUUGGGUAACUAGUGCUUUUCUGUUGGCAUCUGGAAUUAUAUUUCUCUGUCGUCGUGUUGAUCCAAAACCAGGCUCAUUUCAUGGUCGUCCACAAGCUAACAAACCCAUUUUAAACCGCCUCCAGACCUUUAACUCUUUAAGACACCAGCCUUUGGUCCAGACCAACAGUCUUUCCAUUCAACAGCCUUCGCCGUCCGUGUUCAGCUACGCCAUUACGCCCUCUAGUGGUCAACAUUCACCAUACAGUAUGCAGGCCAUGGCCACAGGGUCUUUAGUGUACAGUCAGAACGGUCAGAAUCCGAACUAUUAUGGCCAAAAUGUGAUGCAGUACGUAUCCAGGAACACGCAUUACCCGCGUCAGCUUUCCACACACUUUAAAGGAAGCAACGGCAGCGAUCCGUUCACUUCAUACGCCACGGGAUCCACGUUUCAUCCUGUGCCGCAGAAUCCGCUCUUCGUAGGGUACAACUACUCCAGGGUGCAGUCGUACAGCUCGGACAGUAGCUCUGGAUUGCGUAUAUAA
Sinocyclocheilus anshuiensis is the source of this 1026-nucleotide messenger RNA. RefSeq names its product claudin 8.3 (gene cldn8.3). The record is from RefSeq and is a predicted model, not a curated record. Gene Ontology annotation, molecular function: structural molecule activity. Lineage: Eukaryota; Metazoa; Chordata; Actinopteri; Cypriniformes; Cyprinidae. The coding region runs from base 1 to 1026 and encodes 341 amino acids. Gene Ontology annotation, cellular component: membrane; bicellular tight junction. The transcript has a single exon.